This is a messenger RNA of Hyaloperonospora brassicae, 2280 nucleotides long. The record is from the annotation of a GenBank genome assembly. Lineage: Eukaryota; Oomycota; Peronosporomycetes; Peronosporales; Peronosporaceae.
AUGUCGCUGUCGCAGCCGCUGAGCGCGCGGAAAGGUCUGUGCAACGACUCGGGCGCGAACAACUGCUUCCUGAACGUCGUGAUCCAGAGCCUGUGGCACGUGCGCAGCUUCCGCGUGCUCAUCGCCCGCGGCGACCACGCGGCGCAUCACCGCUGCAGUGGCGACGUCUUUGCUGCUCGCGGAAAAGAGCGGCCGCCGGCGCACGUGGCGUCCGUCGUGCUGCCCUGUCUCUUGUGCGAGCUCGAGCAGGUCUUUGUCCUGUACCAGUUCGCCGAGCAGUCGGUCCUGGACGUGGACCGCGUGCGACUGGCGCUGGGCGACACGUUCGCGCUCGGCGCGAUGAACGACGCGACGGAGACGCUGGAGACGAUCCUCGACGCCCUUCACCACGAUACGUUCAACCGGAUGCUGGCGCUCCGUCGUCGAGGGGCCCACCGCAACGGUUCGAUCAGUGACGUCCAUCGAGUCGCCGACAUGUCCGAGUCUCUUCGACAAGACGCAGCGUCGAUCAUCUGCGAGCCGCAGUGUGUGGCCCACCGCCUCUUUCAGAUGAAUCUCAUGGAGUUGAAAGUCUGUACCGUGUGUGGGCAUACGGCCGAGCCGGGAAUGAACACGGACUUUCUGUAUCGAGUCUAUGCGCAAGAGUUACUAAACAGUGCACGAGCUGGGUCGGUCGGUGAGAAGCAAAAGAAGGUGACGCUGGAGGAAGCGUUGCACGUGGUCGCACAGACUCAAGAUGUGGCUGGAACUUGUGACGUGUGUGAACGUGGCGGACCGCGAGCGCUGAGCAGGUGGAUCCUCACGCUGCCCAUGGUGUUUUCCAUCAGUAUCAUCUGGUCCAGCAGUCACGUGCACAAGACUGACAUUAAGGACUGGAUGGAACUUUUGUCGUCGCAGUGUGCGGCAUCCAAUAGGGACGCAGAAGCGCAGCAAGCUCUGGAUUUAGGACGCAUCUUUCGACUGGAUAAUUCGACGGAGGUGUCGUCGACGUACUCGUUUCGAGGUCUUGUCUGCUAUUACGGACGGCACUAUGUGGGAUUCUUCGCUAGCCGGAGCCUGGACGAGAACGGACGCGAGUGUGAGCGCUGGUUCUUAUUUGAUGAUACGCGGGUUAAACUUGUUGGGACGUGGGCUGACGUCCGACUACGCAUUGAGCGCGGAGGUUACCAGCCGACGCUGCUGUUUUACGAACGCAAUGGAAUCGAGCAAGAGUAUCUCGAGAAGAUAUCUACCGAGAUUCACUCGUGGUGGGCUGCAUCUGCGAAUGAAUCGGAUGACGCUGUGAUGCAUGAGGAAAAAGACUCUGCUGGCAAGGUGAAAAUGAUUGGCAAGGGGGCUCCGCACGAAGUCGAUUUGGGUCGAGACACUGAGGACGAGCUGCUUGCAAGAAUGGAGCAAAGUGUUCGAAUGGCUCAGGGGUCUCCGCUCACCUUGUUGACUCCUGCUGGACCCGGGAAGUUGCCAACAAGCCCGAUUUCGCUACCGUUCCAAGUACCAAAAUCAAUGCCUGUCCAUACUGAAUCAAAAACAGAUGACGGAUGGCGCGACGAAGAUGUUCAUCUGCAUAUGGCCCACAAGUCCGCUCGAGACACUUUGUCUAGGCUCAACGGGAUGUUGUGUAAGAACCAAGGUCCGGCGUCUACUCCGGUUGACGGUCGAGCAGCAUUGCGGAUGGCGAUGUCUCAAUCGAUGCAGCGCUCUAUUCGCCUACGUGACUACUCCGUCCGCCGCCCCGCUGAGAAGGAAGUUGAUGUGAACCGUGACAAGAUUUUUGAAGAUGCGACGCCAUGCAUUAAAGAAUUGCGAGACACCCCACCCCAACCUGGCUCGAUCAAGCUUGUAUCGACAACUUGCGAUGAAGCAGCAACACAAGUAUCUCAAGCUCCGGUGAAAGUAUUUGAUGUUUGCCUGCAUGCUUCAGACGGUGGAAUUGGUUUGCUUCUUGACAAAAGUACACGUAACGGCAGUCACUCUGCGUCGACAGCGCCGGACACUAAAGCGGCGUUUACUGUAUCGGGCUUCGAAGUGAAUGGUGUCGGCUCUAAGCUACCCGCUGAAGCUAGCGGGGCGAUCGACAAGGGGGAUAUCCUCGUGGGUAUCAACGGGCACGUGUUGGAAAACGAAGAACUAUUUGACGUGCUGGAGAUGCUACUAAUGUCGUCCAAUCCCAUUCGGCUGCAAUUCAAUCGCAUGCAGCAGUGGGCAUGUCCUCGCUGCACCCUCGUUAACGAAAGAAUGGUUGCUACAUGCUUGGUAUGUGGACACACACCAACGUUAUGA